This is a messenger RNA of Racocetra persica, 383 nucleotides long. NCBI's taxonomy places the organism in Eukaryota, Fungi, Glomeromycota, Glomeromycetes, Diversisporales, Gigasporaceae. The record is from the annotation of a GenBank genome assembly.
UGAGUGGCAGAAAUAAGGUUAACAAUGUUCAACAAGAAAGCCAGUUAAGCCAAAAAAAUUAUAUGAACGAUUCAAAACAAUUUAUGAGCAGCCAAAAGCUAGUCGUUCGUAAGGUUAAGGAAAGGCAAUUUUGUACUCGUAUGAGAAUCUUUACCCAAAAGAAUUAUGUGAACUGUCCAAAGCAAUUCAAGGCUCUUCAUAGCGCAGAUUUUAAAGGAAACCUUUUUCAAAACAAUUAUACACUGGUAGAAGAAAUUAAUCGUGUGAAAAAUGAUAUUGAUAAUUAUAAGUCCGUUAGCACUGCGGUCGGCCUUAAGAUUGAAGAAAAUGACUCAAGAUUAAAUUUUAAUUUAAAUCGAGGUUUAUUCAAUUAUAUUCAAUAA